AUGGCGCUUGGGAUUGUUGUCGAGGUGGACUCCGACUGCCUGUCCGGGGAUUUCUCCUCGGUUCACGUCGUCUUCGCGCGCAACCGUCCAGAUCGGCUUCCCGACGACCUCCACAUCGCCAACUCGAAUGGUCUGGGCACCACCUUCCAAAUCGACAAGAUCAAGCACUGGCGCCACGAGGACCAGACCGACACUGAUGGCCGUCUGCGCCCCUACUUCCCCAGCAACAGGGGCGCAAGAGGUGGCCCGCCGCUGCCCCGUGGUCCGCCGCCACCCUGUGGUCCUGCCAACGGCCCCCCGGGUGAUGCUGCGCCACAGCCGUUCGGCCCCGCUUGCCUGUCGGUCCAGGACUUGCCGCUUCCGUUCGUCGAGAUCCGCUGCCUCCUAGGUUUUGACACCUUCUACUACGAUGUCAUCCGUGCCUACCCUCUGGCGCCUCUACCCCAUUUCCCUUUCAUCCUCCCCUCGGUGCCUCUGGCUCUAGGGGAACGGGCGCCAUCUCUACCGCUUCGUUCCACCCCGGUUCUUGCUCUGCUUUGGCGUGCUGAGCUGCGCCCACACCAUGGACGCCGUCCGCCUGCCUCUACGUCGCAUUCUGCUGGACGCCCGCCUCUGCGCGCCAGCACUAGGCUAGCGGCAAGGGACCCUGGAACCUUCACCGACAUGACCGCCAAGGCGGUGUCCCGUAAGGCCUUGCGGGAGAGCCUCGCACCUUGCUCCAACGACCUCAAGAAGCAGGUCUCCUCAAGCCGGGUCCUCAAGAAGAAGAACACCUUCAAUGCCCUGGACCUGAACCGCCUGGCUAAGGCGGCCGGCCUCGACAGCUCCGGGCGGCGUGCGGUUGCGGUGGAUGAAAAAGGCGUUGCUGUUCAUGACAACAUUGCCAAAUGCCAUCCGCACUUGGCCUGCCUCCAGGAGACGAAGCUCAAUGCCGUUAACGAUCGCUGCAUUUGCGCCUUCCUCCCCUCUAACCUUGACGCCUACCAUGUGACCCCGGCCUAUGGUUCCCGCGGUGGCCUCCUAACCGUGUGGUGCUCUGCCCUCUUCUCCAUGACCGCACACUCCUCCCUUGACUACACCAAUACUGUGUUCCUCCGUUCUACCACCUCUGACCUCCGGUUAGCGGUCACCAACGUGUAUGGCCCUUCUGAUCACAGCUUCACCGAUCUUUUCCUCGUCGAGCUCGCUACUAUCGCUGCCUCCAUCUCUGAUCCCUGGCUUCUAAUUGGCGAUUUCAACCUCACUCGUUCUCAAACUAAUAAGAACACGUCGUCGUUCAACUCUAAUCUCGCGGCGCAGUUCAACCACGCCAUCGAUGCGCUCUAG
Molecule: messenger RNA, 1326 nt
Organism: Miscanthus lutarioriparius
Lineage: Eukaryota; Viridiplantae; Streptophyta; Magnoliopsida; Poales; Poaceae
Source: the annotation of a GenBank genome assembly